Molecule: messenger RNA, 6485 nt
Organism: Lagopus leucura (white-tailed ptarmigan)
Lineage: Eukaryota; Metazoa; Chordata; Aves; Galliformes; Phasianidae
Gene: LPIN1
Product: lipin 1
Exons: 22
Coding region: 130-3093 (987 amino acids)
Biological process (GO): cellular response to insulin stimulus; positive regulation of transcription by RNA polymerase II; triglyceride biosynthetic process
Cellular component (GO): nucleus; mitochondrial outer membrane
Molecular function (GO): phosphatidate phosphatase activity; transcription coactivator activity
Source: RefSeq, a predicted model, not a curated record
AAAUUAGCAAGCAAACGCGAUCACUGGGAAAUUGUAUUCUCUGGAGCUUUGUUGUCAACAGCUAAAACCUGAAGGCAGCAUUUUUGUAUAUGGCCGAAGCCAAGGCUAGUUUAGUAUCCUGUGCAAAGAAUGGGGGAAAAUGAUCACCUCAAGAUGUCGUCUGAGGACGAAGAACAGCCUGAGAGCCCUCCUGGCUCCCCUUGGUCUUGGAUUCUAUUGAUGAAAGAUCCUGGUUGGAUUCGAAACGUCUGGACUCGCAAUCUAAAUGUCCAAACCAUGAACUACGUUGGACAGUUAGCAGGGCAAGUGUUUGUAACUGUGAAGGAACUCUACAAGGGACUAAACCCAGCCACGCUGUCGGGAUGUAUUGAUGUAAUUGUUGUACGUCAGCCGGAUGGAAAUCUUCAGUGUUCUCCUUUCCACGUCCGCUUUGGGAAAAUGGGAGUUCUGCGUUCCAGGGAGAAAGUGGUUGACAUAGAAAUUAAUGGAGAGGCUGUAGAUUUGCACAUGAAACUAGGAGACAAUGGAGAAGCCUUUUUUGUGCAGGAGAUGGAUAACAAUCAGGAAGUAAUUCCUUAUCAUCUCUCUACGUCCCCCAUUCUGUCUGAGGGAACUGUGUUAAUGGAAGCUCAGCUGAAGAGGAACUCAAUUGACAGGAUAAGAAACCUGGACAACAGUGUAUCCUCACAAGUACCACCCCAAGCUCAUGGAUCCCAGCCUGGUAAUGAAACAUCUCCAGUCUGUAGCUCUGUGAAAAAGAGAAGGAAAAAGAGGAGGAAGUCUACCCACAAAAUAGACAGCUUAAAAAGAGAAGACAUUGGAGACACAUCAGAAGAUGAAGACAUGUUUCCUAUAGAGAUUAGCUCAGAGGAAGAAAAGGAACCAUUGGACAACUCAAGGAUUCUUGUUCCGGAUGUGUUUGUUGAUGACGUAUCUGAUAUAAAGGCACCUGCUGUGUCUACUUAUUCUCAGUCCUCAUCAUACCCUCGUUCGGAUGGGGAAUGGUCACCUAUUCAAAGUAAACCUAUAGAUUGCACAGGGCAAUCCUCUCUUCUCACUGUUCCAGUAGAUGGUGGCCUGUCUAACUCUUGUCCUCAUCAGUCUUCUCAUUUUUCUCCUCCAGACAGUCCGUCAGGCUCACGUCCUCCUACUCCUCAAAGUGAUUCAGAAUUAGUCAGUAAAUCUACAGACAGGAGUGGACUAAAGAAUCCACACAUGCACUGGGCCUGGGGAGAGCUACCACAGGCUACGAAGACGAGUUCUUUGAUCAAAGCUAAGGAACCCAACACAAUAGAUGUAAAUCCUUCUGAAAGCACUCACUUUCGGGUCAUCCAGAGUGCUCCUAUAGAGGAGUUUAAUGGUGUGUCUCCUCUACCUGUCCUUGGACAGACUGAUGCAGCAACUGCUGAUGAAACUGAGCCCUUGCCAGCUGAGACAAAUAAGCCAGAGACAGAAUCUGCAGGAGCAGCUGUACUAUCGUUGCCUGCCAAUGAGGAUAUAAAACAAGCUGCGGCUUGCUCAGCUCAGGCAGUUGGCAAGAUGGAUUCUCCUUCCAGAAAGAAAGACAAACGAAGCCGGCAUCUUGGUGCUGACGGUGUCUAUUUAGAUGACCUUACUGACAUGGAUCCAGAAGUUGCUGCGCUUUACUUCCCCAAAAAUGGAGAUAACAUACAAAACAGAAAUGCAAAUGACACAGGGCCACGGUCUGCCACCCAUUCUCCACAGUCUUUUGGGAGCUCAGGUGCUGACAGUGGUGUUGAAAGCACCUCAGACGGAGCCAGAGAUUUGCCCUCCAUUGCCAUUUCUCUCUGUGGAGGCCUCACGGACAACAAAGAGAUAACCAAAGAAGAAUUCUUAGAACAUGCAGUAACAUAUCAGCAGUUUGUGGACAAUCCUGCUAUCAUUGAUGACCCCAACCUUGUGGUUAAGAUUGGAAAUAAGUACUACAACUGGACAACAGCUGCUCCCCUUCUGCUGGCAAUGCAGGCAUUCCAGAAACCUUUGCCAAAGGCCACUGUGGAAUCUAUAAUGAGAGACAAGAUGCCCAAAAAAGGUGGAAGAUGGUGGUUUUCCUGGAGAGGGAGAAACAGCACUAUUAAAGAGGAAACAAAGGCAGAACAAGGUAUGAGUGGGAGUAGACUUAAAGGAGAAGACUCUUCACAGAUGAGCUUGGCAAACAGAAUAAAAGAUGAAUCUUCUUCGAGCGAUGAAGACCCUAGAGCUGCCAAACAAAACCUUGGGUCAUUACAAGCCAACUCGAGUCAUCUCUCAUUAUUGUCUGGAAUCAGUUACAAAAAAACACUUCGACUAACUUCUGACCAGCUUAAAAGCUUAAAGCUGAAGAAUGGUCCCAAUGAUGUGACCUUUAGUGUUACAACACAAUAUCAAGGUACUUGCCGCUGUGAAGGCACCAUUUACCUGUGGAAUUGGGAUGACAAGGUUAUAAUUUCUGACAUAGAUGGAACCAUUACACGGUCAGAUACUUUAGGUCAUAUUUUACCUACUCUUGGCAAAGAUUGGACACACCAAGGGAUUGCGAAGUUGUACCAUAAAGUGAGCCAAAAUGGAUAUAAAUUUUUGUAUUGCUCAGCACGUGCUAUUGGAAUGGCAGACAUGACCAGAGGAUACUUGCACUGGGUCAAUGAACGUGGAACUGUGCUGCCACAGGGGCCAGUGUUGCUGAGUCCGAGCAGCUUAUUCUCAGCUUUGCACAGGGAAGUGAUAGAGAAAAAGCCAGAAAAAUUCAAAGUUCAAUGUUUGACAGACAUAAAAAACUUGUUUUAUCCCAACACAGAACCCUUUUAUGCUGCUUUUGGAAACAGACCCGCUGAUGUUUACUCAUACAAACAAGUGGGUGUUUCUUUAAACCGAAUAUUUACAGUCAACCCCAAAGGAGAACUUAUACAAGAACAUGCAAAGACAAACAUCUCAUCCUAUGUCAGACUGUGUGAAGUAGUAGACCAUAUUUUCCCUUUGCUGAAAAGAAGCCAUUCUUCAGAUUUCCCUUGUUCCGAUACCUACAGUCAGUUUACCUACUGGAGGGAACCUCUGCCACCUUUUGAAACUCAGGAUGUACAUCCAGACUCAUCUUAACUGCAUCUCCAAACUGUCAGCCUCAGAGCAAAGAAAGCGCUAGCUCACAUUGCAAGAACAUCAUUUGGCUUUUACUGUUGACAGUUCAGCUGGAAUCUGUGAUGCUGUUUUCAUUUGCCGUAAGCAAACUUAGAAAUGCUUCCUCAUACUUAGUCACACUUCCAGAUGACAAGAGUGAGCUGUACCAGGAAUGGGAGUUACAUUCCUCACUCUUCACUCAGCAACUCAAAUCAUGCUGUGCAGUUUCAUUACUUAAAUAAAAGUGCAGUGAUGAUAGAGUUGCGGUUAGAUCUGUCAUAAGAUCAUUAAGUGGUUCUGUAUCCUUUGUGUAUCACUGAAGUUGUCUUUCAUCUCAUCAGACACCACUGUCAGCUGGGGAGUUGGAGGCACUUGCCAGUCCUGACAUCAUUUUGUGAUACGUGUUGCAGUCUGUAUGCCAGAUUCCACCCUCUGAAAGGGCAAAUGAUUGAGCAGGGGGAUUGGACCAGAUGGCUUCCAGAGGAACCUGAACUAGUUACUGAACUAGGUCCUCAGCUGUUGUGAACUGGUGUAGCCAUCAGUGCCAGUGGAGCUGUGUUCAUUUAUUCCAUCCUACUAUUUUGAUCUGAUAACACUUUUCUGUGUGGAAAUAAAUCAUGUGCAAUAUAAAUGGAAAGUAAAAUAAAUAAGAUGACCUGAUCCUGCUAGUCAUCUUACUGAGAAGUAGUGCACUUCAGGAAAAGGUAUUUGGAUUAAGAUAAGUGUGACGGUGUAAGAUGCAGGCUGCUGUGUGUAGUGCCCAUCUUACGGGAGUCUGUGGUUUGGCUUCAGUGAUUUUGUUUUUUCCUCAUUGAAGACGUCUUGCUCAGCAUAUGUGCUGAGUUUCAAGACAUUGCUGAGCCAAGAGAACUGAGGAUUUUGUCAAAAUGGAAUAGUUGUAUUUGAAACAUUAUUUUUGGUUAAAAUGUGAACUUUAAUGCUGGUGAGUGAUGCAUCUCAGGUUUUUACUGUAUGGAUCUUUUUGUUGUUUUUGUAUCAUAAAGAAUGGAUACUGUAGUGCCAUUUACUUUCUCCAAGAGACUGAAAUCUCCUCUUCCAUAUUUUUUUCCAUUCAUUUGUUCAGACACAAUCUGUAUGUACUGUUUUUGCUACUUGCUCUUAACUGCCUUAAGAUUUAACUAUGUGUGAUAGAAGCAAUACUGCAGAUCAGUUGAUAGUGUUUUCCAAAUGAUCUGCCUUUAUACAAUGUGGUACUUUGCUUUAAAAUGUACGCAUCAAAUAAUGACCAUAUGCCAAAUACUUCUUAAAUUGAACUUGUAGCUAAGAAAGUGAUGUUUUUCUCCUCUUUUUAAAGUACACUUAAAAAUCUAAUUGUUCUCUGAAACACUAAAAAUGACAUCAUGGGAUUCUGUGUAUGUAGGAUUUCAGUAUGGCUGAAACAGUGGUUAGCAAGCUGUGGUCUCUGCCGGCUUGUGAUCUGUCAGGCUGUGGUGCACGUUUUGCAGCUAUUUUGCAGUGUUUUCAAUUAAGAGUUUAGGCAGAAUGGUCCAGGAGAAAUUUUAAGAUGUGUUUGUGGUUGGUUAGCACCCAAAGGUUUGGGAACAGCUGUUAUGUAUCACAUUUGUUCUCUUUCAACAAAUUCUGCUUUUGCAUGUCAAAAGAGUGAUAACAACAUAGUUAGGAUGGUAAUUCUAUAAAUGGGGCUUUCUGACUUUUAGUGCUGCAGACUUUAUCUGAGAUGUCAGGGGGCCAAUUUACGAUUUUCCUGUGCCUUCAAUAGUAAUUACUAAGCACAGCCCUUUGCACAGCUGCAGUGUGCGCAGCUGCAGUUGUGCAGUGGUGAGCCCUCCGUCUUCCUUUUUGCAUGAACGUUGCUGAUUCGGAGUACAUCCACUUUGGAGAUACCGGAAUUAAUAGACAAACACAAAGAGGGAGAAAUGUGUGUUCAGUAACCCAGACUGAUUAUGCUCUCCUUGCAAAUUUAAUGAAAAUGCAAAUUGACUGUCAGAAAGCCUGUAUCACAUUUCUCAAACCUUUAAGACAAUCAGUGAGGAUCUCAGGUUACCAAGCUGAAAUGGUUGCAUCUCUAAAUAUAGCCACAGUUUCUUUCAAGUAUCUGUUUAUAGUUGUCACUAAUGAUUGAAUUAAUGGAUGAAUACACUGAUUCCUAUUUAAUUCAGUUUUGGCAAUGGUCUGUUUCAACCCAUUUGUGAUGCAAAAUUAAACCAACCCUUCUUUUCGGUCAGAAGCUGUCAGUUUUUUAUUCUUCAUUUGCACACAGCAACUUCUGCCAUAAGAAAAAUUCCAAGAGAUAUCUGCAACUGAAGCCUAUGUAGUUUUUAUUUAUGACUUAAACAAUCCCAGAUAACAAUCCCUAUUUUUCUAUUUCAUCGGAGUGUAUUUCAACCCAAAUAGUGUGAACAGGGGGUUGUUUUAAUUCUGUCACUUUCAUAGGCAUAGAGCCACGCUGGUACAGGUAGGCCUGAGAUGCUGUGAAAUCCCCACCUGGAGGUGUUUUGUUUUUUUUUUUUUGGUUAAGAGGGCUGGGUCUGACUUGAUCUCAUAUUGCCAAACAUCUGCUGCAAGCAUGAAGUUGGACUACAUGACCUCCAGGGGUCCCUUCUGACCAACGUUUCUAUGGUUCUGUGACAUUAACGCCUUAUGUGUGACAUACGGUAUAUCCCCCUUUGUAUCUGAAAGUUUAAAUAUAGCUGAAGAGGAACACAAAUGUCUUUAUAUUAUAACUUGUGCUUAUCAAAAUUGCUGACUAAAAAGAUAGUUAAGAAAAUCCAAGUUUUGGCCUGUUAGAAACAUUGUUAAACUUUUGAAGAGAGAAUAAGAUAUCUUGGUUUGGUAGCCGAGCAAUUUUAUGCGUAAUAUUUGAACUGCUUUGUUAAUUCAUACAGAAGAAAAAAAAAAAAAAGCAUGGUUUAACAAAUUCCUACUCUUUCUGUGAAAGAAAAAAUCAACUUUCAGUGUAGUGCUGGUUUCUGUUACAGAAAGAAUAUUUGGUGAACGUAAAUAUGCAGGCACGUGAAUUCGCUGCAUGUUCUAUUUAUACAAUACUCACAAACCAGGAUGUGCAGCAAUGAGGAGUGACUGAUGUUUAUUUUUCAUGGAGCUGAUGACCAUACUGCUCCAGCUGUGUCAUUUGAGUGACAGAAUACCACGCUUGAUGUAUUAGUUGUGUUGAGGUUAAAAUGUUACUGCUGUAAUAUAGGGUGAGAGGAAGAGGGUACUGGGUAUUUUUAUUUGUAGAUAUGGGUUAUUAUUUCACAGCCUAUUUAUAUACAGUAUUUACUCUGUAUAUGUAUGUGCUACUGCAAUGAUGAAAAUCGUUUUAACGCCUCAUUUUGAUCUGCUGAAUGCAACAUAUAUUACAACAUAUAUUGUAAUAAAGGCAAAUACAAAAA